UGAGAGGAUUUCAGCCUCGUUUUUGUUUUUCAAUGAUUGAUAGUGAUACGCUGUCAUCACGUUUAGAACCACAGCCGAGAUGCUGUGGCUAGGCUGAACAUUGAACUGCCGUGCUGUUCAAGGCUUUGAUAAAUUGUCUACCUGUUACAUUUGUGUGGUCUCGGUUGGGAUGGAAACGAAAAAGUGGUGAGGAAGGGCGGUACUUUCAAAAGGGCAUGAGAGGAAUUAAUCAUUGAUCGUUAAAUAUUUGCGAGCAUCAACAAACUCAAUGUUUUUUAAAUUAAAUGUCGAAGCGCAUUGUUUAAAUUGCGACUCAAUGCUUUGAAGAAAAGGUGCGGGCAAACCAAAGCGCAACAAACAGACCGCGCAAAGGGAUUUCUUACUUGAGAAGAAGGCUGGUUGUGGAACUGGGUUCUUAAACAUCUCGAUAUCAAUCAGCGGUACGGACAUGAAUCCAAUUGUGGAAGCAGUGGCAUUUCUUCUGGGUUUUCUUGGCUGGAUAAUGGUUGGCGUGGCUCUGCCAAAUCGGUACUGGAGGGUAUCCACUGUAGACGGCAAUGUUAUCACGACCUCGACUAUUUACGAGAACCUGUGGAUGUCCUGCGCAACGGACUCCACGGGAGUCCACAAUUGCCGUGAUUUUCCGUCAUUGCUCGCCCUUUCUGGUUACAUCCAGGCAUCCCGUGCGCUCAUGAUUGCCUCAAUUGUAAUGGGUUUUUUUGGGAUCAUCGCAACCCUGGUGGGCAUGCAGUGUUCAAAGGUGGCUGGAGACAACUAUGUACUGAAAGGACGGAUUGCUGGAAUCGGUGGAGUAUUCUUCUUACUUCAAGGUCUGUGUACAAUGAUUGCAGUUUCGUGGUAUGCUUUCAACAUCACUCAAGAGUUCUUUAAUCCAGUGUAUCCAGGAACAAAGUAUGAAAUUGGACAGGGUCUCUACAUUGGCUGGUCCUCCGCCACCCUGGCUCUCUGUGGCGGCUGUUGUCUACUGUGUUCGUGCAAACUGGAGUCUACUAACGAGAAAGUGCCAUACCCAUACCAGCCUCCUACUCAAUUAACGACUUAUUCUGGUCCAGUAAUGUCCCAGGGGCCGCCCAGUCAAUAUGUCAGAAAUGCUUAUGUAUAAUGUCUGACGCAGUGUGAGGAUGUAAAUUGCCAUAACAACACAUGAACAGCAAAACAACCAUGCAAAAAGAAUGCCAAAACGUCUCUUCUUCAUCAAACGUCUGUUUAUUACAUUCGUAAAAUCAAACCUUUUCAGUUUUGUUGACUUUUUGUAAAUAAUACCCAUGCUGGCUGUGGAGGGAACUAUGCAAGAGAUACAAUUCAUGUCUUAAUUGUUUUUCAUGUUGUUAUAUUAUUUUGCUUUAUAGGUGUUGUCUUAAUCAUAAAAAAAUAAAAGGAUGAAUUGUUUUAUUCAUUA
Alosa sapidissima (American shad) is the source of this 1420-nucleotide messenger RNA. RefSeq names its product claudin-15-like. The record is from RefSeq and is a predicted model, not a curated record. Lineage: Eukaryota; Metazoa; Chordata; Actinopteri; Clupeiformes; Clupeidae. Bases 449 to 1123 code for a protein of 224 amino acids. Gene Ontology annotation, biological process: cell adhesion; bicellular tight junction assembly. Gene Ontology annotation, molecular function: structural molecule activity. Gene Ontology annotation, cellular component: plasma membrane; bicellular tight junction. The transcript has 5 exons.